ACUACUUUGGUUCAAGUCUCCAAUAUUUCAGAUAGGAGCUACAUUUAGUGAGUCCUUCUUUUCUUGACUGCCACUCUCUCCAUGUUUCCAUCCUUUUCAGGCUUCAUGUUGGUCCUGCAGGUGUCUGAGACCCCCCGGACAGCAGCUCUGAUGAUGUUACUGAUGGUACUGCUCGACCCUGUGGUCCAGGGCAGGACUACUCCAGAGAACUACGUGUUACAGGUGCGGGAUGAGUGCUACGCGCUUAAGGGGACACAGCGCUUGGUGGAGAGACACAUCUACAACAGGCAGGAGUUCCUGCGCUUCGACAGCGACGUGGGGGAGUUCCAGGCGGUGACGGAGCUGGGGCGGCCGGAAGCCGCGUACUGGAACAACCAGAAGGACAUCCUGGAGCAAAAGCGGGCCGAGGUGGACAGGGUGUGCAGACACAACUACGAGCUGGACGAGGCUGUCACCCUGAAGCGCCAAGUCCAGCCUAAAGUGAACGUCUCCCCCUCCAAGAAAGGGUCCCUGCAGCACCACAACCUGCUUGUCUGCCACGUGACAGAUUUCUAUCCAGGCAACAUCCAAGUCCGAUGGUUCCUCAAUGGACAGGAGGAAACAGCUGGGGUUGUGUCCACCAACCCGAUUCGUAAUGGAGAUUGGACCUUCCAGAUCCUGGUGAUGCUGGAAAUGACCCCCCAGCAGGGAGAUGUUUACACUUGCCAAGUGGAGCACCCCAGCCUGGACAGUCCUGUCACUGUGGAGUGGAAGGCACAAUCUGAUUCUGCCCGGAGCAAGACACUGGCAGGAGCUGGGGCCUUUGUGCUGGGGCUCAUCACCUUCGGAGUGGGCCUCUUCAUGUACAGGAGGAGCAAGAAAGUUCAGCGAGGAUCUCUCUAAACAGGGUCCCUAAUGUAAUGUAAGAAACUACAUGUGCCUUGGAACAAGCAUUUUUCUAUGUUUCUUUAGUCCCAGAGGCUGGCUCUGGGACAGACCGCCAGCUACCCCAGAGGAAGUUGCUACCAAGUACUCUGCUACCAGAGUAAUUGCUCUGAAGCCAGUUCCUUCUGUUCUGCUCUUCCAGUCAAUGCACCGUGUAUCUCAUGCGGCUUCCAACCCAGUUCCCUCUCCUUAGCUCCAUAAACAAUAAAAACUAAACAUUA
This is a messenger RNA of Nycticebus coucang (slow loris), 1145 nucleotides long. RefSeq names its product HLA class II histocompatibility antigen, DP beta 1 chain. Gene Ontology annotation, molecular function: MHC class II protein complex binding. The coding region runs from base 82 to 882 and encodes 266 amino acids. NCBI's taxonomy places the organism in Eukaryota, Metazoa, Chordata, Mammalia, Primates, Lorisidae. The transcript has 6 exons. Gene Ontology annotation, cellular component: membrane; MHC class II protein complex. The record is from RefSeq and is a predicted model, not a curated record. Gene Ontology annotation, biological process: antigen processing and presentation of exogenous peptide antigen via MHC class II; immunoglobulin production involved in immunoglobulin-mediated immune response; peptide antigen assembly with MHC class II protein complex.